AGCCUUUCCUCCUCCCCGCCCCCCAUUCCAUUCCCCACUCAGUCACCAGCGCACCGAUCCACAAGCCACAGCCGACCCGCCUCCACCCACCAGGCCACCACCCCUCCCGCGAGCUUGAGCGCGGUAAGCUUUAGAUCUGAGCGAGUUCUCACGCGCCGCAGGUAAAGAUCUUUCGACCCGACCCUCCUCCUAAUCUCGUCUCCUUCUCUUGUUUUUUUCUUCUUUGUUUCUUCAUCUUCCUAGAGCAGAGAGCGAGAGAACCAGGGCGUUUUAGAUCCUGGGCUUCAGAUCUGCUCACUUUUCUUCGGUUUCUAGUAUAGGGUUGCUAGGUUGGUAGCCAAGAGGGGUUCUUUUUCCACACCUCCCUUGUGCUCGCUGUUCUUGUGCAGAUCUACCAGAGCCAUCUGGUUUUCCUGUGGCUGUUGGUCUCUGCCAGUUUCUUGCCAGAGAAAAAAAUUCCAAAAAAAGAGUUUGUUUAGGUCCUUGAGUAGAUUCCAUGGCUGCAGCAAUAGAUCUGUCAGGGGAGGAGCUGAUGAGAGCACUCGAGCCUUUUAUCCGGGAUGCCUCUGCUCCUUCUAGUCCUUUCCAACGCCAACUCAGUCCCACCUCUCCUUUCUCCUUCCCACACGCGGCCGCCGCGGCGUACCGCGGGAACCCGUACGCCGGGGUCCCGGGCCGGGUAGAGGCGGUGGGCCAACUGAGCCCGGUUCAGAUGCAGUACAUCCAGGCCCGCCUCCACCUGCAGCGCCAUGCUCAGUCUGCCCUGGGCCCGCGGGCCCACCCCAUGAAGGCGGCGGCGGCGCCCACUCCGCCGCGGCCGCAGAAGCUCUACCGCGGCGUGCGGCAGCGGCACUGGGGCAAGUGGGUGGCGGAGAUCCGCCUCCCGCGCAACCGCACCCGCCUCUGGCUCGGCACCUUCGACACCGCCGAGGAGGCGGCGCUCGCCUACGACCAGGCCGCCUACCGCCUCCGCGGCGAUGCGGCGCGCCUCAACUUCCCCGACAACGCGGCCUCCCGCGGCCCCCUCCACGCUUCCGUCGACGCCAAGCUCCAGGUGCUCUGCCAGAACAUCGCCACAUCCAAGAAAGCGCUCAAGUCCGCCUCCGCCUCCGCCGCGGCGUCGUCCUCGGCCCCCACCAGCAACUGCUCCUCGCCGUCUGACGACGCGUCAUCGUCCUGCCUGGAGUCCGCUGCCGAGUCCUCGCCGACCCCGUCGCCCUUCGCCGAGACGACGACGGUGCCGGAGAUGCAGCAGCUGGACUUCAGCGAGGCGCCGUGGGACGAGGCCUUCGGCUUUGCGCUCACCAAGUACCCGUCCUACGAGAUCGACUGGGACUCCCUCCUCGCCGCCAAUUAAGUUACCUGUUUUGGUUACUACAACUACCACCGCAGGCUUAACGGCCGUCGCGCAGAUGGGAUUUUAGACAUCCUGCGCGGGCACUAGUGGAUUGUUAGCUCUAAUCCUGUUCGUUUUGUGUACAUCUUCGAUUCGUUCUCUUGUUAUCGUCAAUCAGUAGUAGAUCUUUGUUAGGGUUUGGUUCCUGGAGAACCGAUGGGAAGCCGGCGUUUUUGUGCCCGGCGUCUCCGGUGGUCGGCUAGUCACUGGUCAGUGACUCCGGUCGGUCAGUGUCCAUUGUUCUAGCCUUGUUUCUAGGUGUUGCUCCUGCUGCUCUACGAGGUUGUAAGCAUCAGCGGUGUGGUGUCAUGUGAUACCUUGUUGUAAAAUUCAGCUAGCUUUGUCAUGAACUUGUAAUCUGAACUGCUAUUGCUAGUGUUAUCCUGUUAUAAUUC
This is a messenger RNA of Phragmites australis (common reed), 1791 nucleotides long. RefSeq names its product ethylene-responsive transcription factor RAP2-13-like. Gene Ontology annotation, molecular function: DNA-binding transcription factor activity; DNA binding. The transcript has a single exon. Gene Ontology annotation, biological process: regulation of DNA-templated transcription. The coding region runs from base 497 to 1357 and encodes 286 amino acids. The record is from RefSeq and is a predicted model, not a curated record. NCBI's taxonomy places the organism in Eukaryota, Viridiplantae, Streptophyta, Magnoliopsida, Poales, Poaceae.